UGGAUCAUUUGGCAAUGUGAGCAAUACAUGCAUGUUUUACUUAUCUGCCAUUAAAUAAAGUACCUAUAGUUAACAGUCAAAAACAAAGGCCCAGGGUUUGAUCAUCUAUUUUUUUCUACAAAUACUGGUGUAAAGGCCAUACAGGGUUGUCACUAGAACUUACUUUGCCCCAUAAGUCUUUAGAACCCCAAAGGGGCCUACGUUUUUAGCCUGACUGGAACCCUUCUAUGUGGGUGUGCCUGUGUGUUUUUUUUAGAAAUGCAUCUAAGUUGCUUCCAGUUUAGUGAAACUGGUCCUUUGCCCUUUAUCCAUUCUUGGGUAUCCCCUACCUAUAAAGUGGCCUGUGAUUGUGGAAUUAAUUUUACCCCCUUUAUGGCAGCCCUGGAUCUAAAUCAGAAGUCAGACAGAAAUGCCUAUUGAUAGGAACUCAGGAUGGCAGGCCUUAUUUAUUAUUUAUGUGGAGCAAAGCAGUUGGCAGAGGAUCUCUGUUGCUUAUUGAAUUAAAUAUUCUGUAUAUCAUUUUUAUGAUAUUAAAUAUUUUAUUGUAUAAAAUCCGAAUGUGAGAAUCAAAUACUUUAAAUUAUUUGCACAUUGUGAUGGUUUUCUAUAAUUUAUCCCUUCUCUUUUUUUAGGUUAUGUUAGCAUCAUUGCCCGACAGAAAGAAACCAGUGGCACUUAAGAUCCUUAAGAAAGAGAACAUCAAGCUUAAAGAAAGAUAUGAGACCGAAGUGAAGGUGAUGAAGCUGGCUUGGAAAUGUCCUUUCCUGUGCAACAUUCAUGCAGCAUUCCAAACACAGGUACAAUUAAGUGUCAUAUUGCAGUGAGGUGUGUUGAUGUAGUGGCCUCUUGCCAAGAGAACAUACAAUUUGCUUUAGAGGGGAAUAUCCCUAUGCGAGUCUCACAGGGCCCAGCAAAUUUAUACCUGAGUUCAGAUUGAGAGGAGACAUAGUUACUGCCGCAGUUGUCUUAAAUGACUGUUUUUAUUCGAAUACAUGAAAAAGAACUAAAAGUGUUUGCUGACUAGAAAAUAUUCUAUAGUUCACCUUGGCAGUGUAUCUACCGAUCAUUACAAAUGAGGUAUUGGAUCUCUUAUCCAAAAAAACGGUUAUCCAGAAAGCGCAAUAUUGCAGGAACGCCAUCUCCAAAUAAUGCAUUUAAAUCAAAUAAUUGAAAAAUUAAAAAAUAAUUUCCUUUUUUGCUGUAAUAAUACAACAGUACCUUGUGCUUGAUGGAAACUACGUAACAUGAAUCCAUAGUGGUGGCAAAACAAUCCUAUUCGUUUUUCUUUUUAAUGUUCAAGUUAUUAUUUAGUAGAGAUAAAGAAUGUUGAUCCAAAUUACGAAAAGAUUCCUUAUCUGGGAAACCCCAAGAACUAUAUUUGCAUAAUGCAUCACUCCUCACACAGGAGUAGGUCCGACUUGUGGUUCCAAAGAUAAUUUGUCUGAUUCUGUUGUACCUGCCCUAUUAUGGCUGAGCUACACAGCAGGGUUGGAGGUUGAUCUGGUCCUGGUUCCAGGGCAAAUGCUCAUAGUUGGUGAUCAGCACCAGGGUGCAGAAUUGAAGCAGAAGAACGUUGCAGUCACCAUGGUACUCAGCUAUGCCUAAGGAGUAUAGGGGUGAAGGGCUGCACUUGGAAUGUGGUUGCAGCAGUUCAGGAGAGGGGCCUGGGGAGGGGAUGUAUGGUCACUAAUUGAAUUUAGUUUUCUUUUAAUAUUGUUGUGCAGUGGUACCUAUGUAACAUGUGCUUUCUUUUUCUAAUUCUAUCCAGCUGCAUGCCUUCAUUGUGAUGGAAUAUGCAAGUGGAGGAAGCCUACAAGAUCUUCUCAACAACAGAGGCUAUCUGGACAUGGACUCCGUACUGUAAGUGACAUACAGCCUGGGGAGGUGCUUUUCUUCAUGUAGCAGCCAUACAUUAAAUGUGUAGUAAACACAGUAUGGCAACAACAUUUUGCCAGAGUGUAGCAGCAACACAAACACUGUACCAGUCCCUGACACACACACCACCUUGUCACCAGUCCAGGUAAUCCUUGUGGAUGCCUUGGCAGAAGCACAUUCCAGAGUUAAAACUAAACUUAGAUGCUAAAAGCCAAACUUUUUUCACUAAUGCACAUGCAAACAGCACAGGGCAGCAGCAGGGAUCCCAGGGACAGAAAGCAAGAUGGCAACAUGACACUCACUUACAUUGUCCUAUGGCUGAUGUGUUUUUUAUUAUGAUCAUAAUUCAUGAUUAUAAUCACUGGAGGAUGCUUAUAAAAUUGGCACCCCAGUAAUUAAGCCUUUCCUUGUCCUUUAAAGGUGUAAGGUAAAGAAUAUAUAUCCACUAUGUGCAUUUUUUGCUAAUUUUUUUCAAAGGUACUACGCAGCUGAGAUGGUGUGCGGCCUGCAAUUUCUGCACUCUGAAGGAAUCAUCCAUCGAGACUUCAAACCGGAAAACAUUCUGUUCAGCAACAAGGGACACAUCAAGAUUGCUGACUUUGGAUUGGCUGCUGAGAACGUAUUUGGCAACAAAACCAUCUCAGGAUCAAUUGGGACAUUGCACAACAUGGCCCCAGAGAUGGUCCAGUGUCACAUCUACAAUUCAGCAGUAGACUGGUGGGCUUUUGGGAUUGUCUUGAGCAAAAUGGCCACUGGAAGAUCACCUUUUUAUGAAGGCCGUAAAGCAGAGAAAUGCAUCCAUUUUAUCCUCAAUUGCCAGCCCAGCUAUUCAGAACAGCUCAGUACAGAACUGCAAGAUCUUCUGGAAAAGCUCCUAAAGAAGAAGCCAUACCAGCGGCUUGGGUUCAAGGGGGAUAUAAGGAUACACCCCUUUUUCAAAUCCAUCAACUGGAUCAAAGUAGAAAGACAAAAUGUCGAACCACCUUUCCAGCCAGAACCUCAACCAAAUCCUGACGUGAGCAUUCCAGCAAGUGCCUUAGAGGUCCUCAACAUUGACACCGCCUCAACUCACAGCUACAGUCUUCAGGACUUCACAUAUCUGAGUCCCAGCUGGCAGGCAUAAGCCCACUCACUACAACUGUGGGAGAGGAUACAUCAACUCGAAGUUCAGUUCCCAUCCAACUGGAAAACAUCUUAAUUUGUUCAAAAGCACACCAGUCUGCUGUAUGAAUUCACAGAUCCAUUUGCAGCUCUACCAUCAGCUUCACCUGAUGCAUCGUUGCUACAUAAAGAUCAGCAGCCAACUCCACAAGUCAUCAGUCCCACCAUCAAAUCCAUCUCUGGAACUACCAUCAAGUCCAUCUUGCAUUUCCAUCAAAGCUACUUCAUCACCUAUACUUCCAUCUCCAGGUGAAAACAUUGGGUCUGGCCUACCAUCAGUUGUAUCUCUGUAUGGACUUACUAAGCUACCCUCUCUAACCCUCAUAUAAAUGUGUAAAUGUGUAAGUAUUUUUAAAUGGUGGUAAGUAUUUUAAAUUGAUUAAAAGAGCUGGGAUCCUUUGGUUAUAUAAGUUUUGGCUAAAUGAUAUAACUAAAGGGCUCUUAUAAAACAGAUAGUAUCAAAUCAAACUAGACUUAGGGUAAUAGUAGAAAUGUAAAUUCAGAGGAUAGUUACAAGAGGAUAAUAAGGUAAAACUAACAUAGGCUGGAAAUAUAAAUAAUAUCAAAUAUAUAACUAAUA
Xenopus laevis (African clawed frog) is the source of this 3616-nucleotide messenger RNA. RefSeq names its product protein kinase C delta type-like. NCBI's taxonomy places the organism in Eukaryota, Metazoa, Chordata, Amphibia, Anura, Pipidae. Bases 2369 to 2998 code for a protein of 209 amino acids. The transcript has 5 exons. The record is from RefSeq and is a predicted model, not a curated record.